AUGAUGAUUUUAAGAAAAGCUAUUUUAGUCACAUUUUUAAGUUUAAGUUUUAAAACCAGAAUUAUAGGUGUACAAAGUGCAACAACGUCACGUAACGAGUUGGAAUGUGAAUUUCCUCCUCGGAUGGAAGAAGACCUCACACACAUCAGGAAAAAAAGACUGACCACAAGGAAUGGACUAGUGUGCCUUGAGGACUAUCCUUACACUGUAUCCAUUAGAUUACAUGGCAAACAUUGGUGUGGAGGGGCUAUAGUGGCGAAGCAAUGGAUUUUAUCAGCUGCGCAGUGUUUUGAUUAUGUCACUAAUGAUGAGGUCACUGUACGAUUGGGGUCCGUCUUCAGGGACUUCGGGGGUCGGAUACUGGCAGUCACUGACAUCAAGAGGCACCCUGAUUACAGAAUGGAUCAGUACUACCCAGAACACAAUUUAGCAUUAAUUAAGGUCAAUAUCCCCAUUAGGCCUAACAACCGUGUGCAGCCGGUGGCGUUAGCCAUAGCUGACUCUGACCUCCCGCCGUCGUUCGGGGAGACGGUUGUUACCGGCUAUGGAUCUGUGGUCACCGGCCAGAUCCGCGAAGGCGAGAACCAAGAAUUGAGACGAAUGAUAGUGCACGAGGUGCCGAGGUCGUCCUGUCGCCUUGUCUACGGGAAUGACUACAACCUUCAACACGACCACAUCUGUCUGCAGAGCGCGGUGAAAGGAGUUGCCCUUUGUGCUGGAGACACUGGCGAUCCGGCAGUUCAUUUCAGCGGGAUGAACCGAGCAGGCACGCUAUACGGUAUCGCACUCUUCUCCGGUACCGAAGAAUGUGCAUACAAGUCAAAGCCUGGAGUUUAUGCAAAGGUAUCGUAUAGCCGUUUAUGGAUCGACAAAAUAAUAGGAGAAUCGACUGAACACAAUGAAAGCGCCGACAGUGGAGAAAACACUAUACCCUUAGAUAUCGAUAGAUAA
Molecule: messenger RNA, 951 nt
Organism: Chilo suppressalis (striped riceborer)
Lineage: Eukaryota; Metazoa; Arthropoda; Insecta; Lepidoptera; Crambidae
Source: the annotation of a GenBank genome assembly